GCCAUGACCCGGUCAAAUCCCUUAACAGACUGUCACAGGUGAGGUGGGGGGCUUCCUACCUGUCCUGGGGGGGGGGGUGCUGCUAGGAAAAUACCCACCCCAGAGGCAGGCCAGGCCCCCUGAGGACCCAGCUCUGGUGUCCUGGGAAGACCCCCAAGACCUCCUGCUAUGUCCUAACAUCCGGCCUGCACCUGUCCUGAGUCCAUUUCCCUGUUGAGGCCUGGGCUUAGCUGGCUUUACCUGGUGACUGAUGAUGCCCUGGGCUGCACCUGCUGUCAUUGGGUGCUGGGUUGGUGAGGAGUAAAGUCUGGGGUGGGGGCAUUGGGAGACACCAGGACAGGCAGACAGACAGAUGCAGGAACAGGGGCAGGGAUCCCGCUGAGAGGGUUGCUGCAGAGGAGGGGAUCUCGGGGGGAUUGCACCCUGAAGAGCCUGGGAUCUCUCCCCCCAAGCCAGGAUGCAGGUGCUGUGGCUACUGCUGGCAGGGCUGAGCUGCCACGGAGCAGGUGGCUUCAUGAUGCAUCUGGUGACCGAGUGCCCAGUGGCUGCCAACGGGUCAGUGCUGGCCGUGGACGUCUACCUGGCCUUCAACAAGAACCGGCUGGUGUGCUACGACCCCAACAGCCACCUCUUCUAUGGCUGUGACUCGGGGCUACUGCAAAAUGUGGCCUUCGGCAUUGCCAGCUCCCUCAAUAUGAACAGGACAUUCAUCCACCUGGCCGCCAGCAAGCAACAGGGCUGCCAGGACCAGAUCCAGGGGCUGUGGGCCCAGACAGCACUCCGGAGACGCCCACCCCAGGUGCGUGUGGCAGCGCUGCCCAUGCAGAGCCGGCUGGCGCCCACGCGGCUGGCCUGCUUCGUCUGGGACUUCUACCCAGCGAGUGUGCAGGUGUCGUGGCUGCGCAACGGGCACCCGCUGGACACCAACGAGACGGGUCCUGUGGCCACCAUGCCCCGCGGCGACUGGACCUACCAGACCACCCGGAUCCUGCCCGUGCACCUGAAGCCUGGAGACACCUACACCUGCGAAGUGAAGCACGCUAGCCUGUCUGAGCCCCUGCUGCGCCACUGGAGUCCCGGGCCAUCGGACCAGCUGCUGUGGUGCUCGGCGGCUGCGGUGCUGGUCCUGGGGCUCCUGGUCUUCACAGCUGGCGCCUUGUGCUGGUGGAAGGCCCCUGUCCGCCAUGGCUACACUCCUCUGGCUGGAGACAACUACCCCCGAGGCAACAUCUAACACCAGGUCGCCAGGCCCCAGGGCUCCCAUGGACUCUUCCCUCAGCUGCAGACCCUGGUGCUGCCCCUGUGCUUGGUGCCUGAUCCUGGCAGUACUACGUGACCUGAGCCCAGGACAGCGGUGCUAAAAGACACCCACCCCCCGCAGAUGCUCCCAUCCCAUAUGGAUGGGCAUUCCCUGAAUGAAGCUCUUGGGGGCCUCUAUAUGACCAGAGGGAUCCUGAAUAGAGUCCUCCAUCCCGUAUCCCCAGGCCAUAGACGUACUGGGCCUAUAUAGGGAUGGAGUGACCCAAUUCUUGACCUGCCUUGGAGUCCACCAGCUUGUCCAGGCCCCGCAGCCUCCAUAGAUAGCUGGGUCUGUGUGGGAUAUAGAGAUUGAAUGCUGUCUCCACCUCAAGGCCGGCUGGCCUGUAUGGACAAAGAGCUUCGAACUGUGAUCCACCCCAGUCCACAGUCCCUCUAGCUUUGGGCAGCCACCGGUAUGUAUAUCGCCCCGGCCAAUGGAGGAGGCUGGACAUGGACCCGCUCAGCUGCACCCCAUCCCUGACUCAGACCUGACCUGCCAGUACAGACCAGCAGUCCCAUAUAGCAAUAUAGGCACUCAAAUAGAGCCCCUGCCUCCCAACCCCCUCGCCCCUCUGCUGCAUACCCCCAGGCUGACAGAAGCCCAUAAGGGCCAAAAGGACCCUAGAGCACACCCCAGAAAUCAGGGGGUGGGAAGGGUGUGGGCUGCGGGCAGCGUGCACGUAUUUCAAUGUACUGCACGUGGCAGGCAGGACAGCAAGAUCUCGGCCCAUGCCAGCUGCAUGUCAAUAAAAGGUGGCUUAUUCCCCA
Messenger RNA from Alligator mississippiensis (American alligator), 2067 nucleotides. RefSeq names its product HLA class II histocompatibility antigen, DM beta chain-like. Lineage: Eukaryota; Metazoa; Chordata; Crocodylia; Alligatoridae. The coding region runs from base 458 to 1234 and encodes 258 amino acids. The transcript is spliced from 6 exons. Gene Ontology annotation, molecular function: MHC class II protein complex binding. Gene Ontology annotation, biological process: peptide antigen assembly with MHC class II protein complex; positive regulation of T cell activation; immunoglobulin production involved in immunoglobulin-mediated immune response. The record is from RefSeq and is a predicted model, not a curated record. Gene Ontology annotation, cellular component: MHC class II protein complex; membrane.